Dermacentor silvarum is the source of this 6426-nucleotide messenger RNA. Its product is annotated as collagen alpha chain CG42342-like. NCBI's taxonomy places the organism in Eukaryota, Metazoa, Arthropoda, Arachnida, Ixodida, Ixodidae. The coding region runs from base 1 to 2238 and encodes 745 amino acids. The transcript has 33 exons. The record is from RefSeq and is a predicted model, not a curated record.
AUGCCGCCACCUGGCGCACGCCGGCUCCUAAAGAAGGGAGGAGGCGGAGGAGGCGCACCCCCGAGGCGGGCGUUCCGAACGCGGGCGGCCAGUCAGUCGGUCCGCGAGCCGGCGCGAGCGAAGCAGCAGCAGCAGCAGCACCAGCAGUCCGGGCGAUUCCGAUGGCCGGUCUCCGUGCUCCCGCCGACUGACCACGCGCACGUGCUGACCAUGGGCAGUCCCGACGCGCCGGCGCGGACCUCCGUGUCCUGGGAGCCGUGGCGGGCCCCCCUGCUGGGCCCCGCGUCGGGCGGCAACGGCGUGCUCGCCUGGCGCCUGGCCGCCGUCGCGGUGCAGUGGUUCCUCUUGACCGGCUUGGUGACAGUGACCGUGGUGUGCGUGGUCAGGUUACAGCGGCUCGAGGACAGAGUGAGCCUGCUCGAGCAGAAGCUGCUGGCGCUGGACGUGCGCGCGGACCCUCUCGGCGGACGAGCGACUGCGCCACAACAACAGAGCCUUCUAACUAGGAAUAGAAGAAAUAGUCCAGAAUCAGAGUGUAUGUGCCCACCCGGUCCGCCCGGGAAGCGAGGCAAGAGGGGCAAGCAGGGAGAGCCCGGCGAGGCAGGACCGCCGGGCGCUUCGGGGCCUCCAGGAAAACCCGGAUUUCCGGGUGCGAUAGGAAUCGAUGGCCCCAAGGGGGAUACCGGCGAGAAAGGGGACAAAGGAGAAAAGGGUGACUCGGGAAUCGACCUUGUCUCAAAUGUGAAGGGAGUAAAGCGUUCAGUCAAGAUGCCCCACGGGGGCAUCGCUGACGCCACCGAUUUUAAGGAACUAGCAAAUAUCGGAGUGACAUUCUCUCCAGGCGACGUGUUUAUGAUGAAGGGAUCGCAAGGAGAGGCUGGUCCUCCGGGCCCCCCUGGACCCCCUGGACCACCGGGAUUGCCUGGAUUUGACGGCGGCACGGGACCUCCUGGACCAAUAGGUCCUCCGGGUGAUGUUGGUCCGAGCGGUCCACCCGGCCUCGUGGGACCUGUCGGCAAGGAUGGACUCCCAGGACCUAAGGGCGAGAAAGGCGACAAAGGCGAACGCGGCCUUACGACGACGCUGGACGGAAAUACGUUCCCGACGGGAUUCAUCGAAGGCCCCGCCGGACCGCCCGGACCGCCAGGUCCCGCCGGACCGCCAGGCAGGAAGGGGGACGUCGGCAUCCCGGGACCACCGGGCGAGGACGGCGCCAAGGGCGACAAAGGAGAGCGGGGCCGCAGGGGAAAGAAGGGCAAUGCUGGACGGGACGGCAGGUCCAUCCGAGGCCUCCCUGGACAGAAAGGCGAGCCCGGGGCGAAGGGCAUGAAGGGAGACUUCGGGCUGCCCGGACCGAGGGGCGAGAAAGGCAGCGUCGGCCACCCGGGCAGGCCAGGAGAAGAUGGCGCCCCGGGAAGGCCCGGACCUACGGGGCAACCCGGAGCCAAGGGCGAAAAAGGCAGCGUUGGAGAAGCCAGCCCACCUGGCCUGAUGGGAAUGCCGGGGUUGCCUGGACCCCCCGGAAAGCCCGGACCCCAGGGAGAGAAAGGAGACAAAGGCGAUGGCGCGUCGGUGCGGUACAUGAGACAGAAGUCCAAGCGCAGACCCCCGGAGCAUCACCACCACCACUUCGCCUCCGACCAUGGCGGCGGAACUCAGGGGGACAGCGCAUUCGAAACGUCCUACGACUUCGUCAUCGGGCCGCCCGGUCCCCCAGGCAUACCGGGACCACCAGGAUUCCCAGGUCCUCCUGGCAUCAAAGGCGACAAAGGCAUCGACGGUCAGAAGGGCGAGCAGGGCGAGAAAGGCGACCUGGGACUCAUCGGACCCAUGGGUCUACCGGGUCCAAUGGGUCCGCUGGGGCCGGCCGGACUGCCCGGAAAAGAAGGCCGGACGGGAAUCACGGGGCCGCCGGGGCUGGACGGAAUGAAGGGCGAACGUGGUGCGCCAGGUAACAAAGGCGAGAAAGGAGAGCCCGGCCUUCCCGGCACCGACGGCAUCCCAGGGUUACCGGGACCCAAGGGCGACCGGGGCGAGACGGGCAUAUUGGGACCCCGUGGGAAGCGUGGAAAGAAAGGAGACAAGGGCGAUAAAGGCGAUCAAGGAGUACCAGGACUGGAUGCACCGUGCCCACUUGGCCCGGACGGCCUUCCACUGCCCGGCUGCGGCUGGAAGCCACCGAACACAUUAGGCGGUCCCAUGCCACCAGUACCACCGGAAGAACCACUAGACUCAUAAGAUCGCGCUCUACAGAAGCUUCUGGCGGCAUCCAUCAGGAGCAUUCUCGAUGUCAUCGCUCGACGUCGUUGCCUCAGAGCACGGCCGCCGGGACCGCGUCAGUGGGCCGCGGGACGUCAAUGGCAGCCGCCUGCAGCCUCGGAGGAGAAGCACCGUGCAGCGAGCCGCAGACUCACGCUCCCCACCCCCAGUCCCACACUGCUAUUUACGGGUUCUUUUUCGCUGCAAGUUUUGCUCUCUUCGCAGCCCCAGCGCCUUCGGCGCACUCGCGCACGCAUACACACACGCACACACACAAACACACACACACAUACAUACACGCAAGCACACACACGUACAAACGCAUGCAGGCGCUAGUUGACGCGCUCUCUUCGACCGACCCAGAUGACAGCGCGGUUGAGCGCGGAGGUGUGCCCCGUGCCCUACCACUGAUGACCUGCCCACCACUCCACCUUGAUUUUUGUUUUCCUGUCCUAGGCGUUUCUUUAUCCAAAUAUUCGCGAGAGGGAAGGAGAAAUGAAGGGCUGAAGGGUGGUGUCAAGAAAGCGUUGCAAAUCCAAAGUGGCGACUGCCGAGGAAGCCGCGGCGUUCGCAACUGCUCGUUCGUCUAGGCCAAUGAAAUCACUGCAAAGAAAAAGCAUACAUUGGCUUUCCGACGGCGCCUUUGACAACAUUUUCUGGACGUCAACACGGACGUUCACUCAAAACACCGGUCAAGAAAAUGCUCUACCGGGCACCGGUGCGCUACUAGAUGCGCAUGCCAAGAUGAAACUGUGGCGUUAACUUGCAGAGACAUGCGCAGGAGUCCACAGCAGGUGCUGUGCAUCGAGGCGAAUACUGCCGCAGUAAAUGUAAAGGCGGUAUUCAUCGCUUCCCGGACGAAUCAGAUACAUCGAUGUCGUACAGGUCCGCCAAGCUUCAUGCAAAUCAAAGUUCAACGUGGAGGCACGUAUGAAAACUGGAGCAAGCGACAAGAAAAUGCGCGUUGUCGAAAGAUGAGGGAAGGCAUGGUGCAAACCCUGAAUGUGUGUAGCUGAAACUACCAAUGGGGCUCAGUCAGCAAGACACGCACCUUGCCUUCUCGUUGCCGAACGAGUAGCGACGCCCGUCCGCCGCGCCUAUGUGCUGUGCCACACUGUGCCCAACCCUGUGUAUAGCGAUGCACAGGCAUUGGCUUCUCCCUCCCUCUCCGCUGUCGAUCAUUGUAAAUGCCAUCACCUCACCUGCACCACGAGACUUGUCGGCUACCGCUGUAGAGUAUAGAAGCAAGGAGAGGUAGCUAAGAGUGUACAUUUCUUUUCUCGCUGUCUCCUUCUCACCAGGCUCUUUUCUUUCUUUGCGUUUGUAAUGAAUAUAAGUUGAGGUCCUGUCAUUAUCGCUGUUCUUUCGUAACAACGCCCACUUCGUGUUUCCGUCAGCUGUACCAGUGGCGUUUUCCGACGGCGAGCAGCUCUUUCAUUUGGGAAUGUACGUGAUGGUGUGCUACAAACGCGUGCUGUCUGUCUGGGCGAACAAGAUGCAUACGCUUCUGUUAAUUUUCAGUAGCAAAGGCGCGAGAACUGCCAAGUUUCUUUCAAGAAACUGGGAUGGUUUCUCAAGUAGCCCGAUGGGUGAAUAGCGUAUUUCCUCAUGCAGAAAAGAAAGGAGAAAGGGAAAGCAAAAAACGCGUCCGGACGUGCUAUAGACAUUGCGAGGUGUAUCGCUUGGUCUAAGGCGGCCGUAUGAAAGUGAAUUUCUUACAUAUGUGAAAAAAUAUCCGAUAGCUUUGCUGGCAUCUUUUUCGGAAUAGCACUGCAUAUCCGCAAGUCCAGCGGUGAAGAAACUGCAAGUAAUUAAACAAAUGAACGAGCAAAAGCGAACGGGCGUGAGUCCCACACUAUGCCAAAACAUUACAGGCCAUAAUAGAAAAAUUAACGCAAGCCAUGAUUUCAAGCUCACGUUCGCGAUCCACGAUAUGCUCAUCUCACAGUUAGAAAAAAAAAAAAAAAAACGACGAAGACGCGCGUGGCAGGAUCCAUCGCGUUGCUGCUGCUGCCGGCCCUUGCUCUUUUUUUUAUGUGUGUGUGUGUGUGUCCGUGCGCAGCCAAGCGAAACAAUGAACACAUAACGCGAACAUCUCAGCGGUGAAAGUCAGUCGUCGUGUGUCGUGAGCGUGUAUAGAAACGAGAAGGUGCGCAAUACUUACUUUUCUCUGCUCGCCGAAAGACUGUGACGGCGGGCGUCCAGAAGUUGCCAGUGUGUACCGACUUGAUGUUUGUAUGCGCCAGUGACGCGUAUGCCAGCGAGAAAGCGCCGAGAAGAACCGUGUUUCCUUCCCUCCCCAUCCCAUGAAGUCACUCAAUCCGAGCGGCUGGAGUGGUGCCAUUCCUGCGAAUGAUUGCUUGCUGUAGAAAAACCACGUCCGCCUCAAGGAGGUUUCUGAAACAAACAAAAGAGCUCGUAGAGUGAAGGCUACGUACAAGCAGUGAAGCCGCAGAAGCCAUCUUACCAUGGGCGCCGAAGCAGUGGCGUAAAAUGUUUGGCCAUUUCGUAAUUGGCAAAUCACGGCCAUACGAUUCUUUUUCGACAGGUUUCUUUGCGUCACAGGUCUUCUGGUGACAAAUGAGCAUCGAGAACAAUUUGAUCAUCGACCACAAUUACGAUAUUCAGCGAGAAACGAGUGUUCUGGCAGCCCAAAGAGGGAAUUUUUAUGGUUGACGUAAUCUAGAACGCAUCUCGGCAAUUAGGAAGAGAAAGAGCACUCGUGAUGCGCGUGAGCUUCCCGUGAGUGCGGCUUUCUAUUUCUAUUAAAAAAAGAAGGAACUAAAAAAUACGCAUUUCUCACGGCUUCACUCGUUCUCGUGUAGGCGGCUGCCCCUCCAGAAGUUUCUACUCGGACCUCCUCGGUGUCUGCCUCGACGCUGCCGAAAAGCAGCACCGCGCGCGCACCGCGUGCUCCAGGAACCAGCACCACGCGGACUUCUAGCGCAGAAGCGUCUUCUCACGCCAUGAUGGCGCAGGACAAAACUUCUAUCGGUGACGCGCUCGCAUGCUAUACUGUGAGGUACUCGCGGUCCUUAUAAGCACGCCUUCCGCUUCGGCUCAAUUCCCGCCAUGGGGGUGUUAAAAGAAACGUCAAAGAAAAGCAGUAUAGGUCAAGCUAUAGUCUGGUAUGUGGACUUGGCCUUCUAGAGUAGCAAAUACUACCCUUUUUUUUACCGAGAGUAGAAUCUUACUAUGCACCCGAAGACGGCGCAAAAUUGAAAGACGAGUGGCAAUACCACUGUCGAAUUCCCAAGACAGCUCUUGUAACCUGACAGGAUGUGGCAAUCACUGUCUGAAUGAAGCCGGUGGUUCGUUAUUCGUUGAUUAUCAAAGAAGGAGUCACGCCUGGUUCUUAACAACGAAACUUGAACCAGUCAACUUUAAACAUCACAUGCAAACAUGUAACAAUUAAUUAGAAAAUAAAUACAGACAAGAAAAAGACCGUAAGAUAUGUGACGUCCUCACGCAAUGGUGUCAUUAUUGCCGGGUUGUGGGCACAAGUGUGGCAUUAAAUUGGUAUUUUGGCCAAGAUGUUUCUACACCAGAAAGAUUACUGGCGCAACAAGGCAGGAUCAUUUUUUUUUUCUUCUUCUUAAUAAGUCAUCCCUUGCUGUCGAGAAAGCAAAAAAGAAAAGAAAGAAAGAACGUUAACAGGGUUAUAGUAAUGUGCACGCUUGGCCUAACUCACGGGGUCUGCCUAUUCGUGCCCCUUCAAUGCGAGAGUCGCGGAAAGGGCCGUUCGCGUGCCGAGUACAACCAGGCAUGGUGUCCACGUUGUUUUGCCCCAGUGGCCGCGUGCGCUUUUCCUUGCUCAAGUCCGCGUAAGCGCUUCUGCACUUUUGUCGCGUGUGCGUUGGAACUUAAGAAAGUUGCGCCCUGGCACCUUCGUCGCCGAACACGAACGGACUGUCGUAUAUCCAACGGUUGGUUCCUUCGGGCGCGGCGUGCACGAUGUGUUCGAUGUACUUUGGCACCACUUACGCCGUUCGGGAUCCGGUGACUCCGCAGUCUGUCCUUGUGCUGUUGGGUUCCCUCAUCCAAUCCCACCUUUACUAGAGUCCACUAAGUGUGUUCGUGUAAACUCAGGAGGCAAAGUUGGAAGCUAAGUUAUUGUUUGACGUCGCAUUCGUAUUCAUAGUGUGAAAUAAAAUACUUUUUACUCUU